Molecule: messenger RNA, 1851 nt
Organism: Tripterygium wilfordii
Lineage: Eukaryota; Viridiplantae; Streptophyta; Magnoliopsida; Celastrales; Celastraceae
Product: probable serine/threonine-protein kinase PBL10
Exons: 7
Coding region: 270-1484 (404 amino acids)
Biological process (GO): protein phosphorylation
Molecular function (GO): protein kinase activity; ATP binding
Source: RefSeq, a predicted model, not a curated record
GGUGUAAAAAGGCGGGGCCAGUCCGCCAUUAAUGCAAUUCUUCCCACCUUCCUCCGUCCACUUUUCUAAAACUCUCUCUCUUUCUUGCUUUCUGCCACUUAAGUAUUGAUCAAAAGCAGUGCUCACAGCUGGCCAAUUCUCUCUUUCUAUUGCAACAAAAGCUAGUCUCUAAUCUCUCUUUCCGUGCUCUACAGCUCCAUUCUUUCCCUGCGAUUGGAGUUUUAGGUUAACAAAAGAACAGGUAAAGAAUCCGAAAGAGGGUGUCUCAUAUGGUGGGAUCCUGUCUCAUGGGGAUUUGCUUGAGCUCUCGAAUUAAAGCUGAGAGCCCAUUUAACACAGGGACGAGUUCGAAGUAUGUUAGCACAGAAGGAAAUGAUCUGAGCAGUGUGAGUAGCAAGGUCUCAUCAGGUUCGAUUUCACGAAGUGAGGGUGAGAUUUUGCAGUCCCCUAAUGUGACAAGCUUUAGUCUUUCCGAUCUCAAAAUGGCCACCAGGAAUUUCCGUCCUGAUAGUGUAUUAGGAGAAGGUGGAUUUGGUUCUGUUUUUAAGGGAUGGAUUGAUGAGAACUCAUUUACUGCUGCCAAGCCUGGGACUGGCGUGGUUAUCGCUGUGAAAAAGCUUAACCAAGAAGGUUUGCAAGGUCACCGGGAGUGGUUGGCAGAAGUGAAUUUUUUGGGGCAGCUUUCUCAUCCACAUCUUGUGAAACUGAUUGGAUACUGCUUAGAAGAUGAACACCGUAUUCUGGUCUAUGAAUUCAUGCCGCGAGGCAGCUUGGAGAAUCAUUUGUUUCGCCGAGGAUCUUAUUUCCAACCCCUUUCUUGGUGCCUCCGAAUGAAGGUUGCGCUUGGUGCAGCAAAGGGGCUUGCCUUUCUUCAUAGUGCUGAAAUAAAAGUGAUAUAUCGGGACUUCAAGACUUCCAAUAUCCUUCUAGACUCGAGCUACAACGCAAAACUUUCUGAUUUUGGACUGGCAAAGGAUGGACCAUCAGGUGACAAAAGUCAUGUGUCUACCAGGAUCAUGGGAACCUAUGGAUAUGCAGCCCCCGAAUAUCUAGCCACAGGUCAUUUGACCGCCAAAAGUGAUGUCUAUAGUUUUGGGGUUGUUCUGCUAGAGAUGUUAUCAGGCAGGAGGGCAAUUGACAAAAAUCGGCCUUCUGGAGAGCACAAUCUAGUUGAAUGGGCGAAACCCUACCUUGCAAACAAACGCAAGGUCUUGCGUCUGAUAGAUAACCGACUUGAAGGUCAGUAUUUGUUAGAUGUGGCAUAUAAGGUGGCUACCCUUGCAUCGCGAUGCAUUUCCAUCGAAUCCAAAUUUAGGCCUCGCAUGGAUGAGGUUGUGACAACAUUGGAACAACUCCAGGAUUCAAAGGAAACUGUAAAUCCUCAGCAAAGAGUGUUGAGGCCCCGUAGAAGAAGUGCUGAUGAUGCUAGAACUGGAAGGACCACUACUGCCUACCCUAGGCCUUCUGCUUCUAUUUAUGCUUGAAACUGGAUGUCUGGAACCAGAGGACUUGACUUGAGCUGUUUUAUUUUCCAUUGAAGGAAGAUGCUGUUGGUACUGCAGCAUUCGCAGGCUCUUGGGCAUUUGCCUGCAUUUGUUGUAUAAUUGUACAGUUCUAGUUCAGCUAAUGACUUGGACAGUCCUGUCGACACAAAAUCUAAGACAACAUGUGUGCCUGAGCAUUUCGUGCAAUGUUGUUCACUUCUCGAGCCCCUACGUUGUGUGUAACAUUUGAAACAGCUUGCAGACUGGAUGUGAGCGCCUAGAAAUGACCUUAGUUGGCUCUGCUUUUGGUUUCUGCUAUGGGCGUUGUAUGACAACAAUAAGAAUAAUCUAUCAAUGUUAUAAGGCA